CAGUGCACCUUGAACUCGUUAGUGGGUUUUUUCUUUACUUUCCUACUUUUCCUUUGUAAUUAAACCGUUUUAAUCAUGUCUACAUUUCCUUAUCUGCUCCGGUUCUCCCGCACCGACACUAUUCGGUGGAUGUCACGCGUCGGAAGUUCCAGAAUCUUCGCCGUUUCGUCUUUUCAUGCUAAAUGUUUGCACUUAAGUUCGUCUGCCAAUGUAUCAACGAGUCCGACCCGUCCAGACAAACCCAAAGCCAGUCCUUCUGGGGCUAAAGCGGUCCGUAUCGGCUGUGCCUCUGGGUUCUGGGGGGACACGGCCACCUCAGUGCCUCAGCUGAUCCACAGCGGGAAGCUGGACUUCCUGGUGUUCGACUACCUCAGUGAGAUCACCAUGUCUCUGCUCACCGCCGCCAAAACCAAGAUGCCUAAUAUGGGUUACACACCAGACUUCGUCCAAGUCGCCAUCGCUCCGUUUAUCCACGACAUCCAUAAGAAAGGUAUCCGUGUGGUUAGUAACGCGGGCGGGGUGAAUCCUUUGGCCUGUGCCGAGGCCAUACAGGAAGUUAUCAAGAAGGCCGGCCUUGACCUCAAAGUUGCCGUGGUGACUGGUGAUGACCUCAUGCCCCUUAAAAGCACUUUGUCUGAAGUAAAAAUGGCCGACGGAGGCGCCAAACCAUUACCCAGAACCCUCCACAGCAUGAACGCUUACCUGGGGGCUGUUCCCAUUAAGCGCUGCCUGGACUUCGGUGCUGACAUCGUGGUGACGGGACGUUGUGUGGACAGCGCCGUGGCCCUGGGACCCCUCAUGCACACUUUCGGGUGGAAUAGAGGCGAUUAUGACCUACUGGCAGCUGGGAGUCUGGCAGGUCACCUGAUCGAAUGUGGAGCUCAGAGUACAGGAGGAAUCUUCACCGACUGGCACAAAGUUCCUGAUUGGGAUAACAUGGGUUUCCCGGUGGUGGAGUGCUGCAGCGACGGCUCCUUCAUCCUGUCCAAACCCCCUCGGACCGGCGGCCUGGUGUCCUUCGGUACCGUGGCCGAACAGCUGGUGUACGAGAUCGGCGACCCACGGCGCUACCUGCUGCCGGACGUCACCUGCGACUUCAGCCAGGUGGUCAUCAAGGAAAUCCCAGGUGUAGAUGGAGGCGCUGUCAGAGUCACCGGGGCUAAAGGGUUUCCACCAUCAGAACACUACAAGGUUUGUGCCACCUACAUGGACGGUUUCAGAGCGUCGGCAGUGUGUCCGGUUGGAGGACCGAGGGCAGCAGAAAAGGCCCGACGAACCGCAGACAGCAUCAUCAAACGGACAAAGCGGAUGUUAAAGCAUUUGGGGCUGGACGAUUACAGCGCCGUUAACAUCCAGGUCCUGGGAGCCGAGGACACAUACGGACCCAAUGCUCGCUACAAGGGCUCCAGAGAGGCCGUCUUAUGGAUGGGUGUCCAACACAAACAAAAGAAGGCUCUGGAGGUGUUCUCCAGGGAAGUCGCUCCUGCAGGCACAGGCAUGGCUCCUGGACUGACCGGCAUCGUGGGCGGGCGGCCCAGAGUGUCUCCUGUCCUGAAACCGUUUUUCUUCUUACACCCUAAAUCUGAGCUGAAGGUGGACAUUCACAUCAACGGAGACCUGAUGGAAUCCGUGCCGGAGUCUGAGCUGGAAUCACUGGACCAGGACUUCGGUCCACCGUCCACAGAGGAGGAGUCAGACCGAGACCUGCCCAGUGGACCACACAGCUACAGACUGGAGGAACUGGCCUACACCCGGAGUGGAGACAAAGGAGACUCGGCCAACAUCGGUGUCAUUGCUCGUCAUCCACUCUUUUUCCCGUACCUGAAGAAACACCUGACUUCUUCUGUGGUGGAGGACUACUUCUCCCACCUCAUCCAGCCAGGGGUGCACAACGCCGUCACUCGAUACACUCUGCCUGGGAUCCACGGCCUUAACUUUGUCCUGCUGAACUCACUGGGUGGGGGAGGGGUGGCAUCUCUACGCAGCGACCCCCAGGGGAAGGCCUACGGUCAGAUGCUGCUGGACCUGAAGCUGAAGGGUCUGCCUGACCUCAAGUCCCUGGUGGACUGAAACACCCUCAGCUACAAGUACAAGUACAGUUCACCUUAGUUUGAUGUGUUCGCCCACGCUGUAUUAGUUUACAUCAGCCAUAACGCCUUCUGGACUUCUGGACUGUUUAUGUCAAAUGGAACACUGAAUAUGUUUGCAUGUUGUGUGUUUUGAACUCUCUUUGUAAUAUAAGCCAAACACUUGACUGAUUUAUGACAAAAAUAAUCAGUAGAUUAAUUGUAUAUAUUAUUUUUGUAUUAAUCAUGAGGCGUCCACUGCAACAGACUUUAUAAUGUCCUCUGUUUGA
Sphaeramia orbicularis (orbiculate cardinalfish) is the source of this 2356-nucleotide messenger RNA. RefSeq lists its product as uncharacterized. The record is from RefSeq and is a predicted model, not a curated record. Lineage: Eukaryota; Metazoa; Chordata; Actinopteri; Kurtiformes; Apogonidae. Bases 76 to 2070 code for a protein of 664 amino acids. The transcript has 20 exons.